CUUGAUGGCUACACUAUAGCAGAUGGUGCCUACGGAAACCCUCCACCUGAUUUACGAGAAAACCGUGACCAUGGCGCUGCCGGAAUACAAGGAGAAGUUCCUCAAGGAUUGCGUUUCUGCCGGUGCGCUCAAGUUCGGCACAUUCACUCUGAAGUCCAAGCGCGUAUCCCCGUACUUCUUCAAUGCGGGACUGUUCCACCGCGCCGACCUGCUGCGCUCGAUAUCCUCUGCCUAUGCACACACACUAAAGGCACAUGGAGACGCAAACCCCGGUUUUGAGUGGGAUGUACUCUUCGGCCCUGCGUACAAGGGCAUUCCUUUGGCCGCGGCCACUGUCGACAAACUCGCCGACCUGGACAGUGAGAAGUACGGAAAGAAGAGCUACAGCUUCAACCGAAAGGAGGCGAAGGAUCACGGUGAAGGAGGUAACAUUGUCGGUGCUUCUUUGAAGGGACAGAAGGUUGUCAUUGUCGACGAUGUGAUCACGGCCGGAACUGCCAUCAGAGAAGCCAUUGAGAUUAUCAAGAAGGAGGGUGGAGAACUUGUGGGCAUUAUUGUAGCCUUCGACAGACUGGAGAAGACGCCUAGUGCUACGGACGACGAUGAUACGCCCAGGCCGAGCGCCAUCGGAGAAGUCAGGAGGCAAUAUGGCAUCCCGGUGUUGGCCAUCUUGACGCUGGAUGAUGUUGUGGAAUACCUCCGGGGCUUGGGAAGCGCAGAUGAUUUGAAGAGGCUCGACGAGUACCGGGCAAAAUAUAAAGCAAGCGACUAGUAGAGGUAUGGGGCGAUCUUUAGACGAAGGCAUGGAUUUGCGACGAGAUUAAGACAAAAGUCAAAUACGAGGAGGAUUUUGGUCGAUGCACGCCCCGGUUGUGGUUGGAUUUCGAAAUAAACUGCAGAGGCGGGGACAUUGUGGCAUCUGGAUGCUCAUAAGAAAUGGUUAGACAAACUGCACUGAUUCUUCAAAGACAGAGCCCAUGGACAGCUCAACGCAAUAGAAAAAUUCGAUGAAAACAAACAAGAUCGUUGGCAAGACCACUUUGGAGACGAACUCACCAAUCACCAACAGCAACCUCAAGCAAUCCAUCCGCCCCAAGUCUGUCCUAAGCUA
Messenger RNA from Westerdykella ornata, 1111 nucleotides. Its product is annotated as orotate phosphoribosyltransferase. Gene Ontology annotation, molecular function: orotate phosphoribosyltransferase activity. The coding region runs from base 71 to 772 and encodes 233 amino acids. The transcript has a single exon. Gene Ontology annotation, biological process: pyrimidine nucleotide biosynthetic process; 'de novo' pyrimidine nucleobase biosynthetic process; pyrimidine ribonucleoside biosynthetic process. NCBI's taxonomy places the organism in Eukaryota, Fungi, Ascomycota, Dothideomycetes, Pleosporales, Sporormiaceae. The record is from RefSeq and is a predicted model, not a curated record. Gene Ontology annotation, cellular component: cytoplasm.